This is a messenger RNA of Rasamsonia emersonii CBS 393.64, 1431 nucleotides long. Its product is annotated as DNA helicase. NCBI's taxonomy places the organism in Eukaryota, Fungi, Ascomycota, Eurotiomycetes, Eurotiales, Trichocomaceae. The coding region runs from base 1 to 1431 and encodes 476 amino acids. Gene Ontology annotation, biological process: regulation of transcription by RNA polymerase II; box C/D snoRNP assembly; chromatin remodeling. Gene Ontology annotation, molecular function: DNA helicase activity; ATP binding; ATP hydrolysis activity. The record is from RefSeq and is a predicted model, not a curated record. Gene Ontology annotation, cellular component: R2TP complex; Swr1 complex; Ino80 complex. The transcript is spliced from 3 exons.
AUGACUGCUCCCAUUUCCACCAUCUCAGAGAGCAAGGAGCUCCGAGGCCUCAAUCUGAUCGCUGCCCAUUCCCACAUCAGAGGCCUUGGCGUCGAUGCCGACACAUUACAGCCACGGGCAGCCUCCCAAGGCCUUGUCGGCCAGGAGAAGGCCCGUAAGGCUGCGGCCGUGAUCCUGCAAAUGGUCAAGGAAGGGAAGAUCGCCGGCCGCGCCGUCCUCAUCGCAGGUCCUCCCAGCACCGGCAAGACGGCGAUCGCAAUGGGCAUGGCUCAAGCGCUAGGUCCCGAUGUCCCUUUCACCACUCUUGCCUCGUCGGAAAUUUUCUCUUUGGAGAUGUCCAAGACAGAAGCUCUGACGCAAGCCUUUCGCAAAUCGAUCGGGGUGCGAAUCAAGGAAGAGAGCGAGAUCAUCGAGGGAGAAGUGGUGGAGAUCCAGAUUGACCGCAGCGUCACUGGGCAUACUUUUGCUGACUGCAUGCAGGGCAACAAACAAGGGAAGCUCACGAUCAAGACCACCGACAUGGAGACCAUCUACGAUAUGGGGACCAAGAUGAUCGACUCGAUGACCCGAGAGCGCGUCAUGGCAGGAGAUGUAAUUUCCAUCGACAAGUCGUCCGGCAAGAUCACCAAGCUUGGUCGUUCCUACGCUCGGUCGCGUGACUACGACGCCAUGGGCCCAGACGCCAAGUUCGUGCAGUGUCCGGAGGGCGAGCUGCAGGUUCGCAAGGAGAUUGUGCAUACCGUCAGUCUACAUGAGAUCGAUGUGAUCAACUCGCGAACCCAAGGCUUCCUGGCUCUUUUCUCUGGUGACACGGGCGAGAUCCGGAGUGAAGUUCGGGAUCAGAUCAACACCAAGGUGGCCGAAUGGAAAGAAGAGGGCAAGGCUGAGAUCAUCCCUGGUGUGUUGUUCAUUGAUGAGGUGCACAUGCUUGACAUCGAGUGCUUUUCCUACAUCAACCGCGCAUUGGAGGCUGAGCUCGCGCCGAUCGUCAUCAUGGCCAGCAAUCGCGGCCACACACGGAUCCGAGGGACCACGUACCGCUCGCCGCAUGGUCUCCCGCUCGACUUCUUGGACCGCGUGGUCAUUGUCAGCACGCAGCCUUACACAGCAGACGAGAUCAGACAGAUUCUGGCGAUUCGCGCGCAAGAGGAAGAGGUCGAGCUGUCCCCGGACGCGCUGGCUUUGUUGACCAAGAUCGGGCAGGAGUCCGGUCUGCGAUAUGCAAGCAACAUCAUCACGACGUCGCAGCUGCUCUGUGAGAAGCGAAAAGGCAAGGAAGUCAGCAUCGAUGACAUCCAGCGCAGCUACCGGCUAUUCUAUGACCCCGUGCGUAGCGUCAAAUUCGUAAACGAGUUCGAGAAGCGGUUCAUCGGCGACGCCGGCGACGUGAGCCUCUCCCACACCAACGGUGACGCCAUGGAGAUCUCGUAA